Molecule: messenger RNA, 3092 nt
Organism: Labeo rohita (rohu)
Lineage: Eukaryota; Metazoa; Chordata; Actinopteri; Cypriniformes; Cyprinidae
Exons: 3
Coding region: 1071-2564 (497 amino acids)
Molecular function (GO): polyamine oxidase activity
Source: RefSeq, a predicted model, not a curated record
CAUGAGGUGAGUACAGGCGGUAGGCAUUUAUGUUUUGUGGCGUCGUGUGUUUGGUGUAUUAUUUUCUUUUAAUUUGACGUUUUCGUUGUUUUUCAGUUUGGAGAUGUUAUAGUUUAGAGGUUUUUUGAAGUAUAAUAGUAACUUAAUAAACAGUUAAUGAAUUUCGGUCGAAAUCACGUUUACCUCAGCACGCACAGGUGAUCAAGAAUAGUAUACUAGCGCCAUCUUACGUCAUGAGUACGUAACACGUAGUUCAAUAAUAAAACGUUCGUUGUUAUCUGUAUGACAUAAAAAAAAGAAAGAAAAAGAAGAGGAAAACUCGUUUCUUAUGCUUGUUAAAAAGUCUUUUAAAGUGUCUUUUAUAAAGGGCUUAUCUUUGGAGUUUUCGAUUAAAAAGCAGAUCUCUGGCUGAUUUGCAUACGUGACAAAUCUCAGGUACGUAAUUGUUGUCCCAUUCAUAAAAGCUUUAGCACUACAUGAAUACUACAGCGAAUACAUAUUACAUAAAAAUAAGAAAAGUAUGAGCAUUAUUUUAUAUGAGUAUAUUUAUUUGUUUAUUUUAUGAACUGUUAGUUCGUUUGUUUGUUUUGUUUGCGGUUGGAGCAAGUGUCGUAUUUUAAAUUUAUUUAGUUUUAAUGUGUUUUAAUAUUUUUUUUCUAAACAGACAUUUAUUUUGAAGUUCAGCUUUGCCAAAAAUAUCAACGUCGCUGUCUUCACACUUUCACUACUAUCAAGGAAGACGUAUAAAAACAAUAACGUGUGUUCAUUCAUUUGAUAGCAAAGCAUUUUAUUAUCAUGCAGCCUUAAAAGUGCCAAACUAGGGAACGUCAUGUUGCGUAGCCUACUACAAAAUGCAAAUCUCCACCUGCUGUUGGAUGCCCUAUGACCGCCUGAUUAUGUAAAUAAUGAUCUAUUGUAUGGACUACAAAGGUCAGGUUUUACAGGUUUCUAAGCACGGGUUGGCUACAUAAAGGAGCGUCUUGGUGCAUAGUGCACUACCCUCUCAUCACCUGUGCUCUUACAGCUCCAUUUCAGCUUUUCUCUCUAAAAACCUCAACAAAGCAGCAAAAAUGAGUGAUUGCUCUGGACCAGAAGAUGCUAAAGUUGUGAUUAUAGGUUCAGGAUUUGCAGGGUUGGCCGCUGCAGCUACAUUGGUGAAGGCAGGAUUUAAAAAUGUCCUGGUUCUUGAGGCGAAGGAAAGAAUUGGUGGUCGAGUGAACACCACUAAACCCUUCACCGAGAACAUCAUUGAAGUUGGAGCGAAUUGGAUCCACGGACAGAAAGGAAACCCCCUGUACAAGAUUGCAAAAGAGCAGAACCUGCUAUCCGAGGGAGCUUGUGCAUCCAGAAACAUGUGCCUGCCCCGUUCUGUAUCCUCUCGAGAUUACUUUUUCAAAGAAGAUGGGAAGCCGGUCCCCAAAAAGAUCGUAGAUCAGGUGAGUUCGCUCUUCAGCAAGCUCACCGACAAAGCUUUUGAUGAUGAACUUGCUCCAAAGCACAGGGAUCUAACUCUGGGUGCUUAUCUGGAUGAUGCAUUUGGUGAAUCUCCUCUAGCGGCGACAGAAGACGGCCAGCAAGUUUUUGAAUGGUGCAAGAGGACUGAAUGCACAGAUGAGGCUUGCUCAAGCCUCUACGAGGUGUCUGCAUCUCAGAUUAGCAAUUACACUGCUUUAGAGGGGGGGUUUUUUAACACUUUGGGACCUGGUGGCUAUCGAGCCAUCUUAGAUGUUCUCCUGAAAGAUGUCCCUUCAGAAACCAUCAAGUGUAAUGCACCUGUCAAGAGCAUCCGAUGGGACUUGGUCAAGGAAGGCAACUGUGAAGACGAAAGGUGUCCGGUUCAGAUCGUUUGUGAAAAUGGACAGAGCUUUGAGGCAGACCAUGUGAUUGUCACCGUUUCUCUGGGGGUUCUCAAAGAGAAAGGUGCAACCAUGUUCGAACCGGCCUUGCCGGCAAAUAAGCUGUCUGCCAUUAAGAAUCUCGGCUUUGGGAUAGUUGAUAAAAUUUUCCUGUUUUUUGAGAAGCGCUUCUGGCCAGAAGACUGUGAAGGCAUUCAGAUGGUGUGGAAAGAGGGACCUGAAGAUAAAGAUGUUUACGAUUCUCUGUCCGAAGGAGAUGCCUGGAAGACCACGUGGUUCAAGAAGAUCACCGGUUUUGAUACAGUGGCCCGUCAUCCUACGGCUCUGUGUGGCUGGAUCACAGGUAGAGAAGCACUGUAUAUGGAGAAACUUCAGGACAGUGAAAUCGGAGAUACCUGUUUGAGGUUGCUCAGGUCUUUCACAGGCUGGUCAGUGCCGGCGGUCUCAAAGAUGCUGAUCUCCAGAUGGGGUUCUGAUUCUCAAGUCCGUGGCUCCUACACAUUUGUUCCUGAUGGUGUUGAUGGAGUGGCAGCACACAAGGCAUUAGCGUCACCUCUUCCACCUAAAGAUAAAUCCAGAGGAAAGAGGCACCUCCAGGUGUUGUUUGCUGGUGAGGCUACGCAUGUGAACUUCUACACUACGACCCAUGGAGCGUAUCUCACAGGGGUCAGAGAAGCAGAACGACUCAUAAGCUUUUACGCCGAUUGAGCACAAGAGAGGAAAAUAUAUACUUUGGUAUCGUAAAGAUAGCAUUUUACGAAUGUGUAACAUUUUAUAGACAUCCUCUCACACCCUACAAACUUAUUUAAACGAUCCAUAGGUAGUUUACAGCUGCUCGAGUGUUUACAUCCAAUCGGUCACGAUACCAUGCAUAUCUCUGUCCUGUUAAUUGUUAAACUCUCUGUGUAGUACGUGUAGUACUGAUGGAGAUACAUUCUUUCUCAAUCUCCAAGCUAUGUCCAAUAAUAUUUUCUAAAAAAAUGGAAAAUGAUUGCAUUUAUUGAAGUAGAUUAAUUAAAUGAAGUAAAUAGGUGUGGUUCUUAAUCCGCAGUAUGCAUACAAUGCUCUCAGGGAUUAUUCAGUUUGCCUUGUGACAAUUUAAUAAUAAUCAACAUAAAAUAUAAAGCACUUUUGAUUUUGUUUACAACUGUUUGCAAUGACACGGUGCCUUGAUUUAAAUGAGUGGUUAAUUAAUCUGGGAAUAUCUAUAUUUGAUCAUUUAAAUGAAUAAACUAC